AUGGUGGCUCAACACUCAUCCGAGUCGAUUGUGCAGCAGCUGCUGGCCUACACGCCCGUGGCCGACAGCAGUUUCGGCGUCCAGGCCGCCUUCCUCGCCGUCGCGCUGCCGCUGGUCGCCAUCGCCGUCAAUGUGGCGCAGCAGCUGCUGCUGCCUCGCAGCGCCAACCUGCCGCCCGUCGUCUUCCACUACGUCCCCAUCAUCGGCUCGGCCAUCACCUACGGCAUGGAUCCCUACCGCUUCUUUUUCGAGUGCCGCGAAAAGUACGGCGACGUCUUCACCUUUGUCCUCCUCGGCCGCAAGGUCACCGUGGCCCUCGGCAGCAAGGGCAGCAACCUCAUCUUCAACGGCAAGCUCUCCCAGGUCAGCGCAGAGGAGGCCUACACCCACCUCACCACGCCCGUCUUUGGCAAGGAGGUCGUCUACGACGUGCCCAACCACGUCCUCAUGGAGCAGAAGCGCUUUGUCAAGGUCGGCCUCUCGACCGACAACUUCCGCGUCUACGUCGGUCAGAUUGUCGAUGAGGUCAGUGACUACGUUCGCACCGACCCGGCCUUCCGCCCCUUUGUUGAGGGCAGCGCCAAGACGGCCGACGUCGACAUCUUCAAGGCCAUGUGCGAGAUCACGAUCCUCACCGCCAGCCGCACCCUCCAGGGCAAGGAGGUCCGCGCCGGCCUCAACAAGACCUUUGCCCAGCUUUACCACGACCUCGACUCGGGCUUCACCCCCAUCAACUUUGUCAUCCCCAACCUGCCGCUCCCCAACAACUUCAAGCGCGACCGUGCCCAGCGCAGCAUGAGCCAGUUCUACCAGGACAUUAUCGCCAAGCGCCGCAAGGAGGGCCACCAGAGCGACGAGCACGACAUGAUCAGCGCGCUCAUGGAGCAGAGCUACAAGAACGGCCGCCCCAUCUCCGACGUCGAGAUUGCCCACAUGAUGAUCGCGCUCCUCAUGGCCGGCCAGCACACGUCGUCGGCCACCGGUUCCUGGGCGCUCCUCCGCCUCGCGUCGCGGCCCGAGAUUAUCGAGGAGCUCUGGGAGGAGCAGGUCGCCGUCUACGGCGACGGCAGCAGCUCCUCGCUCCGCCCGCUCGACUACGACACGCAGAAGAGCAAGGUGCCCAAGCUCGACGCCGUCGUCCGCGAGACGCUGCGCCUCCACCCGCCGAUUCACAGCAUCAUGCGCAAGGUGGUCUCGGACAUGCCGGUCCCCUCGACGAUUGCCUCGCCCUCGUCGUCGGCCAAGAGCCGCGAGGGCGACGCCUACGUCAUCCCCAAGGGGCACUACGUCCUCGCCGCGCCCGGCGUCAGCCAGGUCGACCCGCGGGUGUGGAAGGACGCCGACGUCUUUGACCCGGCACGCUGGCUGUCGGGCGGCGUCAUCAAGGACGAGCAGGGCGGCAGCGGCGACGGCGAAAAGGAGGACGACAAGGUCGACUUUGGCUGGGGCAUGGUCUCGACGGGCGCCAACUCGCCCUACCUGCCCUUUGGCGCCGGCCGCCACCGCUGCAUCGGCGAGCAGUUUGCCUACCUCCAGCUCGGCACCAUCAUUGCCACCAUGGUGCGCAACUUCCGCUGGAAGCUCACCGAGACCGGCUUCCCCGAGCCCGACUACACGUCGAUGGUCGUCCUGCCCAAGUCGGGCACGAUGCGCAUGACGCUUAGGCACGACAUGCUCCAGAUCUAG
Molecule: messenger RNA, 1686 nt
Organism: Pseudozyma flocculosa PF-1
Lineage: Eukaryota; Fungi; Basidiomycota; Ustilaginomycetes; Ustilaginales; Ustilaginaceae
Exons: 1
Coding region: 1-1686 (561 amino acids)
Biological process (GO): ergosterol biosynthetic process
Molecular function (GO): heme binding; monooxygenase activity; iron ion binding
Source: RefSeq, a predicted model, not a curated record